AUGAGUGUCACUUUUGAGGUUUUCCGCGGCUCCAACGAGGGCAAGAUCGUGGCCGACAAGACCACCCGUGUCCUGGAGCCCAACGAGGUCUACAUCGAGACAACACACUCCGGUCUGUGUGGUACAGAUGAACACUACCUCACUUCCGGCAUAGCUCUCGGCCAUGAGGGUGUCGGUAUCGUUCGCCAGCUGGGCCGGGACGUCACCAGUGUAAAGGUUGGAGCGCGUGUUGGAUUUGGAUACACACACUACGUGUGUGGAAACUGCGAGAAGUGCUUAUCUGGCUGGGACCAAUACUGCGAGAAUAAGAAGGAAUACGGCUCACACGACCACGACCUAGGCUCGUUCAGCGGCGGCACCGUUUGGGACGCUCGAUGCGUCGUCCCCAUCCCGGACGGCUAUGAGUCCGCUGACGCCGCGCCCAUGAUGUGUGCCGGUGCCACCGUCUGGACCUGUCUGAUAGAGUACGGCGUCAAGCCGAUCGACCGGGUGGCUGUCAUGGGUGUCGGUGGUCUGGGCCACCUAGCCAUCAAGCUCGCUUCGGCGAUGGGCUGCCACGUGGUUGUUUUGUCCAGCUCAGAGGCGAAGCGCAAGGAGGCUUUCGAGUUCGGCGCAUCCGAAUACCACGUCUUCCACAAGGGUGAAGAACUCAAGGACUUCAAGCCUGUGAACCACCUGCUGCUUUGCGGCAGCGGCAGUGUCGACUACUCCAGCCUCAUCCCAAUUAUGGAUGUGCAUGGCUCAAUCUACCCCUUGACUGUCGACAUGGUUCCCUCGCCCGUUCCCCUUGUGUUCAUGAAUCUCAAGGGCAUCCGUAUCCAGGGUUCGCUUGUUGCAUCGCGCCGCAGUCUGCGUUCAUUGCUUGAGUUUGUUGCCGCUAAGAAGAUUACCCCGACUAGCAUGAUCUUCCCCUUGACCACCGAAGGUAUCGAGACUGCUAUGCAGACUCUGCGUGGUGGAAAGAUGAGAUACCGCGGUGUUCUGGUUCGGGAGUAA
Molecule: messenger RNA, 996 nt
Organism: Penicillium psychrosexuale
Lineage: Eukaryota; Fungi; Ascomycota; Eurotiomycetes; Eurotiales; Aspergillaceae
Product: NAD(P)-dependent alcohol dehydrogenase
Exons: 2
Coding region: 1-996 (331 amino acids)
Biological process (GO): alcohol metabolic process
Molecular function (GO): alcohol dehydrogenase (NADP+) activity; zinc ion binding
Source: RefSeq, a predicted model, not a curated record